This is a messenger RNA of Nelumbo nucifera (sacred lotus), 1518 nucleotides long. The record is from RefSeq and is a predicted model, not a curated record. NCBI's taxonomy places the organism in Eukaryota, Viridiplantae, Streptophyta, Magnoliopsida, Proteales, Nelumbonaceae.
AGGGUACAAGAAGUAGAAAAGUUGUACCGCCAGCACUACUCCGAGAGACGAGGAUUGAUUAUGAACUAACCGACCAUGCAUAACGAAUGUGCAGAAUAUAUAUCCCUCCAGACUCCAGCGGCAAGUUGAACCGGAAUUUUGAAAACUCGGUUUCACGCUACUGAGUUCAGAAACCCGACGACCGGGAGGGAGAGGGAGAGGAGCCAUGUUCAGUCGGCAUACAGAAUCCGUUUAUGAGGAUGUUUGAAUCGGAGUUUCUCUAAUGGAUCCUCCUUCUGCAUCUCCCUCUUCUUCUUCCUCGUUUAAAACUACUUCGUGGUUCUCCGGCUUUGUUUGCGGCCGCCCUGCUAAGCCUGGAAACCCUAACAUGAAUAACAACAAAACUUCAGGCGAUGUAGGUGGUUCUGUCAAGCGGAAGAAUCUACAAGGCAUUCUCUUUAAGUACGGCCCCAAGCCCGUACAGGUUGCAUUCAAAAUGGGUGAUUUCAAACGACAAGUCAUUUUCAUUGGCGGGCUAACUGAUGGUUUUCUAGCAACUGAGUACUUGGAACCUUUGUCACUUGCCCUGGAAAAAGAAAAAUGGUCCUUGGUACAGUUGUUGCUAUCAUCUUCUUACACCGGAUAUGGAACCUCCAGCUUGCAACAGGAUGCCAAAGAACUUGAUCAACUCAUUGGGCAUUUAAUCAAUAGUGAAGAUUCCGAGGGUGUGGUGUUACUUGGGCAUGGUACUGGCUGUCAGAAAAUUCAGGAUAUUGUGCAUUACAUGCAUACACAUGCUGCAUGCUCCAUUGCAGUCCAUGCAGCGAUAUUACAGGCUCCAGUCAGUGACCGGGAAUAUAGAGCAACUCUUCCUGAAACAGCUGCAAUGAUUCAAUUGGCUUCAAGAAUGAUAAAUGAAGGUCGAGGGAUGGAUUUAAUGCCGAGGGAAGCAAAUCCAGAUGCACCAAUAACUGCCUAUAGGUAUUACUCUCUCUGUGCAUAUUUGGGGGAUGAUGACAUGUUUAGUUCUGAUCUUAGUGAUGACCAACUUAAAAUGAGACUUGGGCACAUGUCAAACACACCUUGUCAGGUUAUUUUUUCUAUGACUGAUGAGUAUGUGCCAGAGUAUGUUGAUAAGGAAGCAUUAGUGGAAAGAUUGUGCAAUGCCAUGGGAGGGGCAGAGAAAGUUCAAGUUGAAUGGGGAAACCAUUCCUUGUCAAACAGAGUUGCAGAAACAGUACAGGCCAUAGUAGAUUUUAUCAGAAGGGAGGGGCCCAAUGGAUGGGAUGAUCCAUGGAGAUAAUAUAGCAUUCCCAUGUUGAUCUGAUACGCGUUCAUUUUUUUAACUGGCUAUCCAGCUGCCUUUAUCGUUAAUGUUUUCUGUUUUCUUCUCAGUUCUCCCAUCGAAGAUUGGGAGGAUUGCAAUCUCAUUUCCUGUAUUUUCUGUGAUUCGGCUAUAUGGAGUGGGCACAUUAUUUUAUUUGUUCUUGGAUAAACAUUCAUUCGGUGUAAUAAUUAGUGUUUCGAAGUUCAAUACUA